AUGACAGUCGGCGAUCAAAGGCUUUCAUCGGGGUUUAAUAAGAUCACCAUCCAGGAUGAUCCCCGGGCGCUACUCCCCCUGCUCAAAUCCCAGCUGCCUCAUUCGAUUCCUCUCCUCCGGCGUCUGCAGCAUAACCUGACAUUCCCGUCAGCGACCGCCAGACUGCUGACGACGUUUCCAGGGGUCGAGCCGCCGUCCGGACCAUGGCUGGCUGCGUAUGUGGAUCUUCCACGUGGGCGAGAGACGCAGAUGACUCUGUACUCAAGUCUCGAGCGGGACUCUGUCGUUGACGACAAGGAUCCUGCUGUCAUCUCCACUCUCCACGGUCCCCCCGAAACUCUAGCGCUCGCUCGCGCACAGCUAUUGGCCUUGCUCUCGUAUACCAAGUCAACCUUGUUGCCGGGGUACCUGGCCUCGCUUACUGCCCCAAGUGUAGAACCUGGCCCUCCCAACGCACCGGGUCAGAUGCCGCCCCCGCCACCGCAGGCCUUUCUCAUUGGAAACCUGCAUAGUGGCCUCAUGGCCUUGCUGAAGAAGUCGGGGAUUUACACAGACCCGGAGCCGGUACCAGGUAUCCGGAUCCACCGUUACGAUAAUCCCCCAUAUGUCAAGUACCUUUUCCACAACAGACACGCGCACUCAGAGCUAGACGCAGGACUACCAGUCGGGUAUCGAUUUCAGGACUGUCAAGGGCGGACGGGAGUCCUCCCACACCACUACGCGCUGGUCCGUAGCAGGACGCAUCUGCCCCGUUCGGACGAGACACUGUCCAGGAUCCCGGGAGUGGCUGUGUAUGUUGCUCGACCUGGAGAGGGGGAGGAGACACCCAUCGCGUGGGUGUUCCUCGGCCUUGACGGGAGUUUGGCGACGUUGUUUGUUGAGCCUGAGCAUCGCGGCAAGGGAAUCGCGGAAGCGAUUUCGCGCGAGGUGAUGCGGCGUGGGAUGGCGGAAGGAGGGAUCUGGCGGGCGGUUGGCGAAGAAGGCGAGGUGUGGGUUCAUGCGAAUGUGCUUGCGACGAACGGGGCCAGUCGGCGGGUGCUGGAGAAGCUGGGAGGAGAGGUUGGAUGGACGAAUACGUGGACGGUGGUCGAGUUGGACAGUUGA
This is a messenger RNA of Aspergillus lentulus, 1104 nucleotides long. RefSeq lists its product as uncharacterized. Gene Ontology annotation, molecular function: acyltransferase activity, transferring groups other than amino-acyl groups. NCBI's taxonomy places the organism in Eukaryota, Fungi, Ascomycota, Eurotiomycetes, Eurotiales, Aspergillaceae. The record is from RefSeq and is a predicted model, not a curated record.